Molecule: messenger RNA, 1402 nt
Organism: Prorocentrum cordatum
Lineage: Eukaryota; Dinophyceae; Prorocentrales; Prorocentraceae
Source: the annotation of a GenBank genome assembly
CAGGAGCGCCGCGGGCCUGCGCCCGGGCGGCGGCGUCGUGGAGCUCGCGGGGGCCAGCGAGUCGUGCCACACCUCGGUGCAGGGCGAGGAGUGCUACGGCAGCGUUGUCUGGCAGAUGACCAGCAGGCUGGGGGUCACCGGGCACCCGGAGCUGAAUUCCGGCCUGACCCGCGACUCCAGCUUCGAGGAAUUCCAGGCCUGGGUGCACAAGCAGAAUCCCGACGUCUGCCCGGUGCCGUGCACGCCGAAGGGCAAGCCGGGCGAGAACAGCAGCAAGAAGGUCGAGGCCGAUGCCAAGAAGAAGGUCAAGGAUGUAACUCAGGUCGACGCCGACUGCCACACGGCCACAAAGGGGGAGCCGUGCUACACGAGCGUCAAGUGGGCAAUGAACGAUGGUAUUUUCGCCCACCCGGAGUGGUACGAUGGCCUGACGAAGUCCUCCGAGUUCGAGAACUUCCAGGCCGCCAUCCACAGGCUAGACGCCUCCAUCUGCCCCCAGCCUUGCAGCCCCUCGCACCUCACGAAGAAGGCCGUGGAGGCCCUGGAGAGUGCGGGCAGCUCGUCAAAUUCAUGGUCGGCAUCUUCGGAGAGCUCGAAGAUCGAUUGCAAGAAUCCGAUUCCUGGCGACGCGUUGUGGCGGCGGAUGCCAACUUGGAGUGGGCGAGGCACAUUGGCAUAUACCUUCAUCCAGAGUGGUACGACCCCCUGACGCAGGAUGCUUCGAGCAAGGAGUUCCAGAUGGUCGUCCACAACCGGAACAAGUCAGCUUGUCCACCGCCUUGCGGCCUGAACGGUUCGAGCCUCGUCAUGGCGGAGAACCAGGGCCGAUGCAAGACUGCAGUCGAGGGAGACUCGUGCUAUGAUAGCGUCACCUGGGCCAUGCACGACGGCAUGGACAUGCAUCCAGAGUGGUACUCUGGGCUGUCCAAGAACUCGACCUUCGAGGAGUUCCAGGCGGCGGUGCACCGGCUCCGGCCAGCCAGCUGUCCUCCGCCCUGCCAGUGCUACACGGCCGUGAAGGGCGAGCCGUGCUACGAGGAGGUCGAGAAGGAGACCAAUGGCAAGAUGGACCCGCACUCCCGCUAUCAGGCCCAGCUCAUGCUCCACCGGGCCGGGCGCGGCACGUGCGGCUACCCCUGCAAGGAAGUGCGGCCGAAGGGGUCCCCGUCGCUCUACUGUUUCUCUGUGGUCUCACGCUUCAACCCCGAGGAGAUGCGCCUGCUCGAGAGGCAGAAGUCCCUCGGCGCCAGCAUCUUCGACUGCGACGACCUCGCUGUGCUGAGCACCGUGGACGUCGACUUGGGCGACGACGUGUCGACGCUGAUCUUCCCCGACGCCGCGGUCGGCGUGUCCAACGCGGGCACGGCCGCGAACGCGGAGCUCUUCAUGAACGCCUGGGAGG